GAACGUGGUCGUUGAAAAGAAAAAUACAAGUAGAUUAAUAAACUAUUGUUGCUUAUUAAAAUCUCAAGGCCUAAUUAAUUAAUCUAUUAUAACAGUCUCUAUUGACUUAAAAUGAAAUACACAUGAGAUUUAUUAAAGAAAAUAUACAUCUUUUAUGGGUCCUAAAUGCACUAAUAAUUAGGUAUACAUGCUUGACUAAUCUAGCGGGAACCCGCGUAAAUCGUAAUGCUGACUAAUGAUGCAAACAAAAAACAGAGAAUAUUUUUUCUGAUUCCAAAUCUCGUUUCACCGUAAAAACAAUAUUUGAUUUUAAUCGUACUUACAUUCCUUUUAUUGUGUUAAUUAAUAACACUAUAUAAUUGAGUAUAACAAAAUACAGUAACAAUUAUGAAAAGACCCCCCUAUUAGACCACAUAAACACAUGUUUUUCCUUUUUCGUAACAAUUGUUUGCGUCGCAAGUCGCGACUAAUCCGUGCAUAAUAAACAUGACCGACACCAACUUUUUCUAUCUUGGAGUAAACUAUGAGGAAAUCAAAUUUUUUAUUUAAUUUUUGUUAUGCGUGAUAAAUUCAAAUAUAAAGAUAUUUAUGGAAUUAGAAUACGAAAUUUUAGCCUAAGAAAUAUCCAUUCCUGAUUCCACCACCAAAACUUUAAAAAGGAGAUAGGGAAAAAUAUCCUUGUUUAUAAAUAUUAAAGGAAAAUAGGUUGUGGGUUAGUUUGAAAAAUAUAAUUAAAUCAGUAUUAUGCACGAAUUGUAUCUAUUCAAGCACACAAUAAAUCCAGUCAGACUAACACAGCUAUAUGUGCGUCAGAUAAUUCACACACACACACAUACACAGACAGAGCUAUAGUUAUUUCACCUAAAUUAAUUUGACUAAUUAAACACAAGGCGUGUAUGGACUAUAAAUAUUGAAUUCUCAAAUAUUUUCAUACCCAAAAUCAACAAACGCACAUAAAUACACUUAUUCAACAUUCUUCUUUCAAACUCUACGACUAAUUUAGUUUUUUUCCCCCUAAUAAACCUGCAAAAUAUAUUAAUAUUCCCACAUCUUCAUCAAAUCAUUCAUCCACCUUUAAUGUUGAUUCCUACCUCCUCCGAUUCUCUCGCAUUUCCAACUCUUAUCUCUUAAAUCAAUUUUUUUGUUCAGCUACUCUCAAAUUCUUUUCGUUUACGCCAUGUUUAGUUUCGUGAAUUUCGGUAUACUUAUUUUGUCUAUCGUUUUUCUGGGAGUGGUUUCGAAGUUCUUGUCUAGAACAAGUUUAAUCCACUCGUUGAAGAGAGUAUGGCGUUGGCUGCAGGAGAAGUGCUAUGUCUACCAGUUUUACAAGGUGCCGAAAUUCAACGAAAACAUGCAGGAGAAUCAAUUGUACCGAAAGGUUAGCACGUACCUGAAUUCUCUGCCGUCCGUCGAGGAUUCAGAUUUCGCGAACCUCUUCUCCGGCACCAAGCCGACUGAAAUCAAUCUGGUUCUCGACGAGAAUCAAAUCGUGACUGAUCAAUUCCUCGGCGCCAGAGUUUUUUGGAGGAGCGAAAACGGCGAGAGAGAGGGCGAGAAGUCGCUGGUGCUGAAGAUCAGGAAGAACGAUAAGCGGAGGGUUUUGGUGCAGUAUUUGCAGCAUAUUCACCAGACGUUUGAUGAGAUUGAGCAGAAGCUGAAGGAGGUGAGGCUGUUCGUCAACGCAGACGACGGAACGGAGAGGAACGGGCGGUGGAGGUCGACCUCGUUCACACAUCCGGCGACGAUGGAGACGAUGGUGAUGGACGCGGAUCUGAAAUCGAAAAUCAAAUCGGAUUUAGAGAACUUUUUGAAGUCCAGGCAGUAUUACCACCGAUUAGGCCGCGUCUGGAAGCGGAGCUACCUGCUGUACGGUGCGGCGGGGACGGGCAAAUCAACAUUCAUCGCCGCGAUGGCGAAGUUCCUCAGCUACGACGUGUACGAGAUCAACCUCCACAAGGUGCGAAACGACGCCGAUUUGAAGUACCUCCUCCUCCAAACGACGAAGAAGUCGCUGCUGGUGAUCGAGGAUCUCGACCGCCAUCUGGAGGAUAAAUCGACGGCGCUGAGCCUCUCUGGAGUCCUCAACUUCAUGGACGGAAUAUUCUCGAGCUGCGGCGAGGAGAGAGUGAUGGUGUUCACGAUGAACAGCAAGGAAAACGUCGGCGCGUCGGUCCUACGCCCCGGGAGAAUCGACGUCCACAUCAACUUCCCCCUGUGCGAUUUCAGCGCGUUUAAGAAUCUGGCAAACAGUCAUCUCGGAUUGAAGGAGCACAAAUUGUUCCCGCAGGUGGAGGAGAUUUUCCAAACCGGAGCGACGCUGAGCCAGGCGGAGAUCGGGGAGAUCAUGAUAUCGAACCGGGGCUCGCCUAGCCGGGCGCUGAAAACCGUUAUCACGGCGCUGCAGGGGAAUCUGGCGUCUCGGGUCGGGAAGAGACUGAGCGGAUCCGGGUCGGGUCGGACACAGGAGGAACCGGAGGAAGCGGUGAAGGAGGGGCAAAAUGGUAUUCUUCACCCAAUGAAGGAUAUUAAGAAUUUUUAUGGGCUUUUAAGGAACAGAAGCAGUAGAAAGGCGUCCAUGGAUAAAUUUGAGAUCGAUCUCAAUGAUCGAGAAAAUUCGGCCCAUGGUGCUUGAGUCCGAUUUGUUUGGGGUUCUGAAAUUUGAAACCCAUUUAAUUUCUCUUUGUUAUUUGUAUAGGUAUAUCAGUUAAUUGUUCUUUUAUUUAUGAUUUUUGUCAGGUAUUAUAGGUUUUUAUUUUUUAAGAUAGAAAAUUAGCACACUCCCACGCAGCUUGUAGAUGGAUAAUCUAUAAGGAGAAGAAGAGAGUCUAUGAGCUUCUUUUAAUUGAUUUCAUGAAUAUUUUCUUUUAUCUAGAUGUUCUUUCAUGAUUUAGCCAA
This is a messenger RNA of Salvia splendens (bonfire salvia), 2895 nucleotides long. RefSeq names its product AAA-ATPase At2g46620. The record is from RefSeq and is a predicted model, not a curated record. Gene Ontology annotation, molecular function: ATP binding; ATP hydrolysis activity. NCBI's taxonomy places the organism in Eukaryota, Viridiplantae, Streptophyta, Magnoliopsida, Lamiales, Lamiaceae. The transcript has a single exon. Bases 1178 to 2632 code for a protein of 484 amino acids.